Molecule: messenger RNA, 947 nt
Organism: Anneissia japonica
Lineage: Eukaryota; Metazoa; Echinodermata; Crinoidea; Comatulida; Comatulidae
Product: transmembrane protein with metallophosphoesterase domain-like
Molecular function (GO): hydrolase activity
Source: RefSeq, a predicted model, not a curated record
UGUGGAACAACACGAUACGUAUAAUUUCUUAUUUCCUACUUCGGCCUCGGCUAUCGUCAAAAUGUCUACUAUUACGAGAAAGUUGAUAUGGUUGUUCUGUUUUCUGGUGACCGUUUCGUUAUUAAGCUCAUUAGCUGUCCGCAAUUCACACCGCAAAAUUCGAGCCUUAGUUUUACGCGCUCAAAUCGUCCUCCUUAUAGAAUCUAUUCUUUCUUUGGGUUCAAUAUAUAUUUGGCGAAAUAUUUCACAAGUGUACCCUGCUGUAGGAGCAGGCUUAAUCUACGAAGUGGUGGCUAGGGAAACUCGGUUAACAACAAGUGGCAGCGGGCAGUGUAGUAGUAGGCCUAGUAGGGCCAGGCCUAGCUAUAUUAAGAGGCGUUUCCAAACCCUAUGGAAAUUAUUCCUUUUUACUAUUAUUGUUAGUGCUCAACUAUGCUAUCCUUUGGGUGUAACAUACGUUUCAGUGGAGCCGUAUACAAUUGUUUUGUUCUGCUACAUAUGCCUAGGCAUUCAUAUAUUGUUAAUGACAAAUAUAACAUUAUAUCAUUUAUUUGGUUAUGUAUUCCAAAAAAUAUUUUGCCCCGAGACAGAUCCUGUAUUGGCAAAUUUUGUGAAAGUGGUUGUUAUAGUUAUUGUAUCAGGUUUCCUUGCUUUUUCUGCUGUUUCACAAGCUUUUUAUGGACCGAUUAUAAAGAAAGUUGAUGUUCCAAUUAAUAAUCUCCCAAAAUCCUUUGAUGGUACAAGAAUUGUACAGGUAUCAGAUAUCCAUCUAGGGCCUACUGUAGGCAGGUCACAACUUCAAAGAGCCAUACAGCUAAUAAACAGUCUGAACCCAGACCUUGUAAGUAUUACUGGAGACUUGGUAGAUUCACCUGUUGAGUACCUGUCCGAGGCAGCGUUACCCUUGACCCAAAUCAGCCCACCUUAUGGCACUUACUUUGUUACAG